UUGGUCCCUAACCGAACGUGAAUGAUUGUUUAUGGAAAUUUUUUUUCCUCAAUGGUAGCUGACAUGAAGGUUAAAUAUUGUAAAAGAAAGUUCCCGUAAAGCGGACACUGCACACAAGGAUUUGAAAUUCGAGAUGAUUUCGGACAGUGUUUUUUCCCUGAGAGAUGAAUGGGAACUUCUGAGUAAAGAGUUCAAGACAUUAGAGGGCCAACAGAAAGAAUAUACAAAAGCUAUAGAAGAACUUGGCAAAUGUCAAACUCAAUGCAGUAAAUCAGUUUCUCAUCAGUGGUAUCGAUUGAAGCAAAUAUCUCACAGCUUGCAAAAAUGCAAAGUAGAAACAGAAGAAGAAAAGCAAUUAAAAGCUUCUUUGCAGCUAGAAAUUGACCAGCGCAAGGUCCAACUAGAAGACAUUCAGUCAGCUUUACCAAGAAGCAAUGAUUUAUACUUGAAGAUAAUUUUAGGUGGUGUGAAUGUUACAAUUGUAAAUAAAGAAGACAGUAUAAUAUAUAAAGAAGAAUAUGAAAGAUUCAAGUUAACAGUUACUGUAAUAAUUCUAAUUUUGUCUGCACAAAGCAUACUCUUUUCAUACAGAGCUCUUGAUGCCAUUCUUCAUUUCCUUCUGGUGUGGUACUAUUGUACUUUAACAAUCAGAGAGAGUAUAUUAGUUAUAAAUGGAUCCAGAAUGAAAGGUUGGUGGAGAAUAAAUCACUUUAUUACAACUAUUCAGGCUGGAGUUAUUAUAGUAUGGCCUGAUGGUUUCAUGUAUGAUCAGUUUCGAAUGCAGUUCACACUUUAUACAUGUUACAUAAGUAUCCUACAAUUCCUGCAGUUUAAUUACCAACAAGGAUGUUUGUAUCGAUUGAGGUCUUUAGGUGAAAGGCAUAAAAUGGAUAUAACAAUUGAAGGUUUUCAUUCUUGGAUGUGGAAGGGAUUAAGUUUUCUGCUACCAUUUCUUUAUAUUGGAUAUAUUUUCCAGUUGUACAAUGCAUAUACUUUAUAUCGUUUAAGCAAAGAUGAAAAGUGUGUAGAAUGGCAGGUGUUUUGUUCAGCAGUAAUAUUCUUUAUUUUGUUUAUCGGAAAUACAUUCACCACAUCAAAAGUCAUUCACCAGAAAUUGACCGAAAAAAUUGUCGGCACCUUAGUUCCUGAAAAGGAUAGUUGGAGUAAGAAAUUAAAAUAGUUUAUUUGUGAAAUCGAUGUAUAUUUUUAUUGCUCGAAUAGUGAUAUGUAAAUACAUAACUUUUUUUUGUAUUUAACAUGUUUGUGACAAAAAAAAAAAAAAUGUUUACUUUUCUUUAAAAAAAAAUUUGCAUUUCUAACAUAUUUUUGAUGUGCAUUUCUUUUAAUCUAUAUUUAUAAAUUAUUUAUUUAAAAACUGUAUAUUUUGUAAAUUAGGCGAUGUAUUAUGCAAUGAUAUACAAUUUUUGUAUGAUAUAAACAAAUAUCUAUGCAAAACUAAAGUUUUGAAAAUGGCUUUAAAAUUUCAUGUUUAAAAUAAAACUUAUUAUCAAAACAAGAUCUCCAAACCAGUAUUUUGCAAAGUGCAAAACUAGUUCGAGUUUUAUUAAACUUUGUACCUAUUAAUAUUUCAUUCUUAUACUUGUUAAAUAUGCACUAAACCAUUAUGUUAUCUAUUUUAUAUGCAUUUUCUAAAAACCUUUUCUCUUUGUUAGUAGAUUAUUAGUGCUAAAAAUCUCUGUUUAAUGACUUUUAAGAUCCUCAGAGUAGUACUUAAUGACUAAGAACGUUCUUUGGGCAGAAAAAAAAAAUUAUACGUAAAAAAAAAUUAUUGAUUUUAAACAUAAAAAUCUCCCAACUUAAAUUAUGCAUAUCAAAUGUUUUGAAAUAAUAUUUUAUUAUUUUUUCUUGUAAUUAUCACAUAGUAUACAUAAAAUUUUUGUACUUUUUUUUUUCUUUUUGACAGUUACAGGGAAUUAAAUUCUUAUUUUUGGAAAGCCAGCAUUUUUGGAAAUGAUAAGCCUAGCAUUUCUACUUGUAUUUGGAAAUUUUAAUCACCAUUUUACAUCAUAAGACCUUUAAUGAUCAGUUAAUGAAUACUUACAGUGCAAUUUCAUUUUCAAAAAAAAAAAAAAAAAUCAUUUUAAACUAGUAUUUUGCACAUGACAUUAAAAACAUUUUAGUUGAAAUAUGUAAAUAUUUUUAAACAUUAUAAAAACUUUUAUGUUCUGCUUCAGGUUUUCGGGGAGUUGAGAUAACAAAAAAAGUGCACCAACUCGGUGAAUGAAACCCUCAACCAGUGAACUGAGUUUUUCUAGUCAUUUUCUUUUUGGUAUUACACAGAAGGACGUUAAAAUCGAAGAAAAAAGAAAUUGAAUCCUAUUAUUAUUUUUUUUUAUAAUUAAAAUCUGUUCAUUCACUGGUCAGUCGACUAAAAAUCAAUAUUGGGAAAGUUUUCUGAUUCUCAGAGGAGAAUAAAAGCAAAUUUAUUAGUCACCAUUUAUUUUUUAUCCUCGUUACAUUUAGGUCAACCAAAAAAGUAAGUUAACAACAAAUUGUAAUUUUAAUGAAGUUUAUCAUGAUUAAUUUGUGGUACAGUAAACUCCCGACUGUCCCCAAGUCAUUCAACAACCAGGAACAUUGGUAUCAGGUAUUUGUGCAGCAAGAAGUAAAAACAAUGGUUGUUUUGUUUUAUUUAUUAAAUUACUUUUUGCGCUUUCUUCAUCAUACAUGCCCUUGUUCUUUAUUGAUAAGUUCUGUUGUACAAAAGUACAAAACAUUUUUACUGUAUUGCAUAUAUUUUCAUUGUACAAAGUACUAUGUAUCAAUGCAACUGUGUUUUUGAGGGAGAAUCAUUUUUACCUUUCUUGUUCCUUCAUUUUAGCCUUUUUGUGGUUUAUCUGCAAUUUUAAUUUUUAUUGUCCGCCAUACUUGUGCCACCCAAUUCCAUGGAUAAUCGGGAGUUUACUGAAUAAAUGUUAAUUUUAUUUUCAAGCGUUAACUAUGCAAACAAAAACAGGAUAUUAUUUCAUUUUUAAGAGGAAUAUUUUCUGACAACUUAAAACUGUUGGCACUAGUGGAGUUGGAGAGAGAGGCAACUGCUGAUUUUCAUGGUCGACCACAUAUAUAUUUACAAAUGAAAUAGUGUUAAACCGAGCUUUUUCAUGAUAUAGUCAAUACUAUUCAUUUUUAAUAAAUUAUGAAUCAUAGGCAGAAAAUAAAAAUUCUUUGAACUUUUUAUUACUAGAAAUUAUUGAAUGGAGAUUCCUCCUCCCCCCAAUAUACAUAAUCAUUUAAAUUAGAAUGUAUUUCAGUUGUUAAUAAUCAGUGAGUUAUUCUUCCAGUAUUUUGUAAUGUGAUAGUAUUUUCCUGCUAUACUAUAUACCAAUGGAAUGUUCUCAUGUUGUAAUUAUUUGUAAACAUACAUUGGCUUGGUGCCAUAACUACUGUUUUGAAUUUAUUUAGAGUUUUUGUAUUUAAACUGAAAUAUUUUUUUACGUAAUGAAGGGAAACAAGUGGUUUAAAAAGGGAUUUUCUAUUAAACAUAUUUUUUUGAAAGUGGUGCAAAAUUUCAUUAUUCAUUUACUAAAAGUGAAAAAUAUUUUUUUGCUGAUAAACUUUAUACCAUGAAAGCAUUCUUAAAAUGUUUAAUGUAAAAUGUUUUUAUGUAACAAUGCCAAUUUUUUCCCAUGCAAAAAUAAAGCAAUCUGAUUACAAAAAUUGUGUCGUAUGCAUUUAAGUAAAAUUGCUCGUAUAGUUGCUGUGUAAAACAAAUGGGCAUGCAGAGGGGGAAGAGACACCUGUUGGCCCGAGCCUGAAGGGGGUCCAAUAUUUUAAAAGCUAGAGGUGAAAUACAAGGGUAAACAAUAUGGAGGGGGGCUCAGAAAAGUCAUUUGUGACAGGCCCCAAAAUUUCUGCGCACGUCCCUGACAAAGAAUUCUACUUAUAAAUCAA
Uloborus diversus is the source of this 3912-nucleotide messenger RNA. Its product is annotated as ion channel TACAN-like. The coding region runs from base 134 to 1180 and encodes 348 amino acids. The record is from RefSeq and is a predicted model, not a curated record. Gene Ontology annotation, cellular component: membrane. NCBI's taxonomy places the organism in Eukaryota, Metazoa, Arthropoda, Arachnida, Araneae, Uloboridae. The transcript has 13 exons.